Heteronotia binoei (common prickly gecko) is the source of this 5855-nucleotide messenger RNA. RefSeq names its product vav guanine nucleotide exchange factor 2 (gene VAV2). Gene Ontology annotation, cellular component: cytoplasm. Bases 25 to 2547 code for a protein of 840 amino acids. The record is from RefSeq and is a predicted model, not a curated record. Gene Ontology annotation, molecular function: protein binding; guanyl-nucleotide exchange factor activity. The transcript has 26 exons. Gene Ontology annotation, biological process: regulation of GTPase activity; cell migration; intracellular signal transduction. NCBI's taxonomy places the organism in Eukaryota, Metazoa, Chordata, Lepidosauria, Squamata, Gekkonidae.
GUAGCGGGCGGGCGGGCGGGCGCCAUGGAGGAGUGGCGGCAGUGCGGGCGCUGGCUGAUCGACUGCAAGGUGCUGCCGGGCAACCACCGCGUGGUGUGGCCGUCGGCCGUGGUCUUCGAGCUGGCCCAGGCGCUGCGCGACGGCGUCCUCCUCUGCCAGCUGCUGCACCACCUGGCGCCCGGCUCCGUCGACCUCAAGGACAUCAACUUCAGGCCGCAGAUGUCCCAGUUUCUGUGUCUGAAGAAUAUCCGGACUUUCCUCAAGGUCUGCCAUGACAAAUUCGGCCUCAGGAACAGUGAGCUCUUUGAUCCCUUUGACCUCUUUGAUGUGCGAGAUUUUGGAAAGGUAAUAUCAGCAGUCUCCAGACUUUCUCAUCACAGCAUCGCACAAAACAAAGGAAUCCGGCCAUUCCCUUCAGAGGAGACCACCGAGAAUGCUGAUGAUGUCUAUCGGAGUCUGGAGGAACUGGCCGAUGAGCAUGACUUGGGGGAAGACAUUUACGACUGUGUCCCGUGUGAAGAUGAAGGCGAUGACAUCUACGAAGAUAUCAUUAAAGUGGAGGUCCAGCAGCCCAUGAAAAUGGGCAUGACAGAAGAUGACAAAAGGAACUGCUGUUUGUUAGAAAUCCAGGAGACGGAGGCCAAGUACUACAAGACCCUCGAAGACAUAGAAAAGAACUAUAUGACUCCAUUAAGGUUGGUACUCACUCCGCAAGACAUGGAGGCAAUAUUUAUCAAUUUGGAGGACCUCAUUAAAGUCCACUUCAGCUUCCUGAGAGCCAUAGACAUUUCCAUGAUGUCUGGCGGGUGUACCUUGGCCAAAGUGUUUCUAGAAUUCAAAGAAAGGCUUUUGAUCUACGGCGAGUACUGCAGCCGCAUGGAAAACGCACAGACCACGCUGAAUCAACUCAUGGCCAACCGUGAGGAUGUUCGGCAGAAAGUCGAGGAAUGCACCUUAAAAGUCCAGGACGGGAAGUUCAAGCUGCAGGACCUGUUGGUGGUGCCAAUGCAACGAGUCUUGAAAUAUCACCUCCUCUUAAAAGAGCUGCUCAGCCACUCAUCCGAUCGGCCAGAAAAACAGCAGCUCAAGGAGGCCUUGGAAGCCAUGCAGGACUUGGCCAUGUACAUAAAUGAAGUCAAGCGAGACAAAGAGACACUGAAGAAAAUAAGUGAAUUUCAGAGUUCCAUAGAGAACUUGCCCAUGAAACUAGAAGAAUAUGGAAGGCCAAAGAUUGACGGGGAGCUGAAAGUGCGGUCAAUAGUAAACCACACAAAGCAAGACAGGUAUUUAUUUUUGUUUGAUAAAGUGGUGAUUGUUUGCAAGAGGAAAGGCUACAGCUACGAGCAGAAGGACAUAAUUGAGUUGCUCUCAUAUAAGAUGACAGACGACCCCACAAACAACAAGGACAUCAAGAAGUGGUCGUACGGGUUCUACCUAACUCACCUCCAAGGCAAGCAGGGCUUCCAGUUUUUCUGCAAGACAGAAGAGAUGAAGAGGAAGUGGAUGGAGCAGUUUCAGAUGGCCAUGUCCAACAUUAAGCCUGAGAAGGCCACCGCAAACAACCACCACUUCCAGAUGUUCACGUUUGAGAAGGCCACUAACUGCAAGGCAUGCAAGAUGUUCUUAAGAGGGACCUUCUACCAGGGGUACCAGUGUGUGAAGUGCAAAGCUGGCGCUCACAAAGAAUGCUUGGAGGUGAUCCCACCUUGCAAAAUCAGUUCUCCUGCAGACCAGGUGUUAAUUUCCCCUUUUGAUGUAGGUCCCAAAAUGGUGGCAGUUCAGAAUUACCACGGCAACCCAGCUCCGCCAGGGAAACCAGUGUUAACAUUUCAAACUGGAGAAGUAAUAGAGCUGCUCAGGGGGGACCCGGAGUCCCAGUGGUGGGAGGGGAGACUAAUCCUGUCAAAGAAGUCUGGCUAUUUUCCCAGCACAUCAGUGAAACCCUGCCCAGUGGAUGCGAGGCCGCCCAAUAGCCGGCCUCUGUCGCGAGAGAUGGACUACUCGGCAUACCCAUGGUUUGCAGGCAACAUGGAGAGGCAGCAGACAGACAACCUACUGAAGCUUCACGUCAGUGGGACGUACCUGAUUCGGGAGAGGCCAGCAGAGGCGGAGCGCUUUGCCAUCAGCAUUAAGUUCAAUGAUGAAGUGAAGCAUAUUAAAGUGGUUGAGAAGGACAACUGGAUCCACAUCACGGAAGCAAAGAAAUUUGAAAGCCUCUUGGAACUCGUGGAAUACUAUCAAACCCAUUCAUUGAAGGAGAGCUUCAAACAGCUGGACACAACGCUGAAGUAUCCGUACAAGUCUCGGGAACGCUCCACCUCUAGAACUUUAACUCGAUCACCAGUGUUCACACCGCGAGCCAUAGGGACAGCCGUCGCGAGGUACAACUUUGCUGCCCGGGACAUGCGGGAGCUCUCGUUGCGAGAAGGGGACGUUGUGAAGAUCUACAGCCGGAUUGGAGGGGACCAGGGCUGGUGGAAGGGAGAGACCAACGGAAGGAUUGGCUGGUUUCCUUCAACCUACGUGGAGGAGGAGGGCAUACAGUGACAAUGACAGCUGGACCUCUGGACACCGUCAGCCCAGGAAGAGACUCUGCCAGCUGCACAGAUCGGUUCGGUGCCGGCUGCAUGCUCAGCCUUGAGAGCAGAGAUGCAAGGCCCUUGGGGCCCCUUCUCAGUCGCUCUUUCGUGAAAGUGUGGUGUGAGAGAGAGAGAGAGAGAGAGAGAGUGCUGAAAGUGGGAAAGGGGUUGGGAAAAGUUUGGCAGCUUCUGAUUGGCAGCUACAACUGUACAUAAAAUUUUCCACAUCAUCUCGGCUGGCCCGUUGGGCUUGGUGGCUCUGCAGGGCUCCUGUGGAAGUCCAGGACGGCGUGAUCGACGGUGGCAUUUCUCAGUCCUGGGGAAGGGGAGGGGUGUGAUUUAGAGGGGAAGACAUUCCAAUUUUUACUGCUGCCCGGAGCAGAGGGACUUUUGCAUUGCAGUAACAGCACUGUGGCACUCAGCAGAAGUCUCGCCUGCUACACUGUCUGGCAAACACCAGCCUUGAUGGGGGGGCACAUCUGGGCCACUUUUGAACAAUUGGCUCAGUUUUCCAGAGGCAGGAAGGCCAGCCACUGAAGGACCCUCUCCCUCAGCCCCAAGCCAUGGUGCCUGUCCAAGUGAACCUCUGCAGUUCAAGAUCCAAGGCAGGGCCAGUUAUGUAGCUUCUUCUCGCUCAAGCGCCCACCCUCCCCAUCAGCAAAUAAAGAGAAGCCACAACAUUGGCCCUUCAAACUCCCCUCCUUCUGUGCAUGUUAUGGGAUGGCUUGGGAAGGAAUUUCUUCCACAACAUUCCUGGUAACUUCCACAACAUUCCAUGACUGUAGACUACAGGGGCGGGUACUUAGCAGAUCUUCUCUGCUGACCAAUUGUGGAGGUGGCCUCAUUUUGGAUGGUUUGUCUUCCACAGUUUACCUGGAAUUCUGCCUGUCUCAUGUUUCUUUGUUUAAGACAUGUCCCUUUGGAGAAAUGAUUCUCAUCCAUCUGUUCAUGCAGUGGGCAGAGCUUGGCAAAGGAUGGCAGUUCUGUCAGAACAGAACAAAAUGGUCCCUGAGCUGAGUGGCCCCUGGCUAGUGGGGACCACAGGCAUAGCCUCCCCGCCUGCCUGUGGUGUGGGAGGUGGUAGCAGGCAAGCCAGAAGCCCCCGUGGCACCCACUGGCCAGGUGGCACUGUGUGGCUUGCUCCUGGUUGACUGUGGCCCUCCAGAAGAGUGGCCCAUUGGGACUUUUCCCAGUAUAUUUAUGGGCCAAUCAGCCCUGCAGUCCCCCAUCCCACCACAAUUCAUUGAAGUUCUUUUGGCUUCAUUCAGAAACACUCAGGUGUUGUGAGGAACAAGGAAUCCCAAAAUUUGCUUUGAAUCUCAGAGGCAACUUAAGAUGCAUGGGCCAUCUGCAGUAUCUAAUUCCUUCCCAUGUGCGUGUGCCUGUUCUGCAUGCUCUCUCUCUCACACACACACACGCGCAUCCUCCACUUCCUUUCAGCGCUGUGCAUGGGAAGUGUCAUGUUUUGGCAGCUUCAAAGAAGCGGUCUUUCAGAGGCAUCCCACUAAGCUCCAGGUCCUUCUGCAGGCCUUGCCGUCUUGCGGCCUCCUGGAAGCCUCCUUUCUCGGGGCUGAGGACUGUGUGCCAUGCAUGCGCUUGGGGAAGAGGGCUGGAGGGAAGCACAGCCGUCAAGUUCCCCACUUCAGUUGCCACCAUCCAUGUGUGGCUGCCUCAUUCCACACACCAGAGCCACCCUCCAUUAUUCCCCAGAUCCUGACCUCAGCUUAUACAGGCAUAGAGAGACUGGCAAAGGGGCUUGUGGAACUGGAGAAUAGAACAGCAGAGGCCAAAUGUCUCUUGUGGGAAAACUGGAUUUUGCAACCCAGCUGCUCUUGUGCUCAGGCCUUUUCUCACAUUGCUGAUGAGCCAUGGCCAAAGGCUGGACUGGGACUGCAGUAAGGAAAAGGCAGAGGGCCUCAACCCUCUUCUGUUAGGCUCGCACCGUCUUAACUGCCAAGGCUUCCCUGGGAACUCUAGUGUGGAAGGGCUUGAUGUUUUCAGUUGGUUGCCCCCUCCCCAGUGCCUACAGAAAACCUUUGGUUCCCCAAGAAGAAGAAAUGCCUGAUGAGCCCAUGUAUGUACACGCUCUAGAGUCCUGCCCCUCUUGGCUACUGAAAUCCCAGAGUUCUGUCUGGGACCUCGAACAGGCACAGAUACGAUGGUUCUGACGUGACCUUUCCAUGUGUGUUAAAACCACGCAAGGCUCCUAAGAGCAAGGAGGCAUCUCUGGAGUGCAAAUGCUUCCUGAGGUAGCAAACAGCCAAUUGGAGCCAGAGAGAAAGAGCCAAGGGACAGAGCCUUCCCGCCAAGCCUGGCUUGAGAGCCCCUAUCUCAAGAAGAGGCAUUGAGGGGCUGGAACUUGUGGAGGAGGGCCCCCUGCCCAGGGUCCCGAGCACCUUCCCUCCUGCCCCCCGCUUCCCUCCCUCUUGCAGGUGAGAGGCUCCAGUGGCAGCGUGUAGAGUGUCCCCAGCCUUCCACCUGCUCAGGAGUGCAGAGCUGGGCCUAGCAUCUCACAGCAGCCUUGUCGUGGCCACAGAAGUUCAGCUGGAUUUGUCCCGAAGCAAACGUGCUCAGGACCACGGCUGCAGAAGGUGGCAUGCCAGUCACUUCUGCCAGAGUGGGCAGCCACUCCUGGCCUGUGGGAAAGCCACCAGACCUCAUUGAUGCUGCCGUCCCUGCCUUGAAACAGAAACGGCUGCCCAACCUCCAGGGUCAGCCCUGGACAGAAUGAAGAGACUCUUGUUUACUGGUGUAAGAAUUUUUUUCCUAAAGGACUGCUUUGUUUGUAUUCAUUGACCCAACCGUUGCUGCAAUUUAUAUUUGUGAAUAAGAAGGGAAGGUUUUUUAUUAUGGCAGCAAGAAUAUUGUACAUAUACCUUAGUUGAUUUUGCAGAAGCCGGGGUUUUUUAAGCAUAAUGGAGAAAAAUAAUAUGUAAAUUCCUUGAUUUAUUUGUGGUUCAGUUUCCUUUGCACUACCCUAAACUGGGGCUCGAGGGGAGGUGGCAGGUUGUUUAGAGAGCUGCAGGUGUUUGAGGGGUCGUUCAUAGCUGGGGGAAAUUCCAAAUUCAUUUGCAGUUGCUAGGAAUGCUGGAACUGGGAAACUGGGGCUUGGGCUGCUAAGGGGUGCCCUUCUACCACGCACAUGCUUUGUCACCCAACAGUUAAUUUACAGGAUGUCCAGGAAAUUCUCCACACAAAAAAUGCAAUGUAAUUCCCCCCCCCCCCCAACACACAAUUUUUACUGCAAAUAAACAUUUGCUCUUUUUUGGCAAAAGA